AAUGAAUCCAGAAUGUAUGACAUUUUUGUUUUUUUAAUUGCAUCACAGAAAAUAAAGAACUUUAUCACAAUAUUCAAAUUUUCUGAGACAGUCCUGUAAAUGCCAGUCUUUAAAAAUAUUUUCACUAAAUAUAAUUGUUGAAGGGAUUCUAUAAAAUGCUAUUAAAUGGCUGGUAAUGAUUUUCGUUACUAUGACUGUUUGUUUAUACAUAUUUGUAUUUAUAUAUAAUAAAGGUUUAAAAAAAUAAUAAACAAACAUUGAGUUGUGUCGUCACCAGCAGGGGCCGGUCGCUGUUGUUAUGACGUGAAGAACGUGUUCGCCAUAAUGAUAAUAAACCGUGAACACACAGCUACAAUAAAGCACAUUAAGAGUUGCUUGUGAGACGGUCCUUGAAUUGUUGAUACUGGCCGGAUAGCAACCAGGUUCUGCAGUUCCACAUGGGGAUUCCCGUCUCGGUGAAUUUGAGAAAGGCAAGCAGGAACUGAGUGGAACAAGACUGGAUCAUGGCAUCAGCAUCUGCCAGUGUGGAUUCGAAAGCAGAGCUGACUGCUCUGCUGGAACAGUGGGAGAGGGAACAACAUGGCAGCACGCAGGAGCUGGUUAACAUCCUCACUAAAAUCUCUGAGCUUGUUGAGAAAGAGACAGAGGAGUACCACAAAGCGGAUCCUGACCCUUUUGAUGAUAGACAUCCUGGGAGAGCUGAUCCAGAAUGCGUGUUAGGGCACCUCUUAAAGAUUCUUUUCAAGAAUGAUGACUUCAUGAACACAUUGGUGAACAACUAUGUGAUGACCAGCAGAGAAUUUUCUCUCAACGCAGCGGCUUGUCGUUUGCUGCAAAACAUCAUGCCUGGACUGGAGACAGCUGUAGUAUUUCAAGAAAAGGAGGGCAUAGUUGAAAGGCUGUUUAAGUGGGCUCAGGAGGCUGAACAGCCUCUCAGAAUCUAUGCAACAGGAUUGCUAGCAGGCGCCAUGGAGAACCAGGACAUUGCUGCCAACUACAGAGAGGAGAACUCUGUUUUGGUUCCUUUGAUGCUGCAUCGGUUGCGUGAGCUUCAGAAUAAGGAUGCUGAGAACAAAAGGGAAAUGAAACGUCCUAGUCCCAGGAAGAUGUUCGGUGAACCUUUGUUAACUUUAAAUGAGGAGACUGUUGAUGGAAGCUUUGAAGAGAAGCCCUUUACAACAGGCAGAAAUGGAGCGGAAAAGGAGGGGAUGGGACCGGAGGGAGAUGGUGAUAUUCCCUUUGCAUCUAUUGAGCCUGAAAAUGAGCUUUCAUUUCGUUUUGCCUCCCCUCACAAGACAAGUAGCCGUGCCAACUCUGCUGUUAAAACCAUGAUGAAGCCCAUGUCUGCCCCAAGUUCACUGACGGACCCCAACAUAUCUGAAUGUAGCAGUUACCUAAAAAGAAGGGCAGAGAGGGAGAUUGCCAGAACCCCAAAACAGAAGCUAAAUUUUUCUUUGCCGGAUCCAGAGAGGAACUUCAGUGAGCUUUCCAACAGUAGCUGGUCUGAGAUGAGCCCCUGGGUAAUUGGUAACAACUAUCACCUGUACCCGUUAACCCCAGAGAUCGAGCAAAGACUCAUCCUGCAGUAUCUAACACCUCUGGGGGAGUAUCAGGAGCUGUUGGCAGUGUUUAUGCAGAUGGGAGCUCGUGAGCUGCUUGUGCACUACAUGGAUCUGAAGCAGACCAAUGAUGUGCAACUCACCUUUGAGGCUCUCAAGUAUCUUGCUUCAUUGCUGUUACACAAGAAGUUUGCUGCAGAGUUUGUUAAUCAUGGAGGAGUUCAAAAGUUGCUGGAAAUUCCCAGACCUUCAAUGGCUGCUACUGGAGUGUCACUGUGCCUCUAUUAUCUAGCCUAUAACCAGGAUGCCAUGGAAAGGGUGUGCAUGCUGCCCCACUCCAUCCUGUCCGAUGUGGUUGCUUACACGCUGUGGCUCCUGGAAUGUUCACACGCGUCUGGUUGUUGCCAUGCUACCAUGUUCUUCUCCAUUUCCUUUUCCUUCCGUGCUGUUUUGGAGCUUUUUGAUAAGCAGGAUGGGCUCCGACGCCUCGUCAAUUUGAUCAGCACACUGGAGAUCCUGAACCCUGAGGACCAGGGAGCUCUGCUGAGUGAUGAUGAAAUUUUCUCCAGCAGGCAGACAGCCAAACACACCUGCAUGGCUCUGCGCAGGUAUUUUGAGGCCCAUCUGGCAAUCAAGGUGGAGCAGGUGAAGCAAUCCCUGCAGCGCACAGAAGGAGGUGCCCCCAUUCACUCGCAGCCAUACUACAAGGCAGUCAGCUACAGCCGUGAGCAGGUGGUGGAAAUGAUGGAAUUUCUUAUAGAGUAUGGUCCGCUUCGACUAUACUGGGAACCAGCAGAGGUAUUUCACAAGCUGUCCUGUGUCCAGCUACUUCUGCAGCUCAUCUCCAUUGCCUGUGACUGGAGGACUUAUUACGGCAGGAGUGAUACGGUGCGUUAUGCUCUCGACAUCCUGAGUAUUCUCACUGUUGUUCCAAAAACUCAGCUGUUGUUGUGUGACGCUGUUGCUGUGCUGGAUGAGGGCGGAUCCACCGUUUCUACUGUGGGGAUGAGUAUAGUCCUGGCAGUGGCAGAAGGAGAGGUGUUUGUGAAUGAUGCAGAAAUUCAGAAGUCAGCUCUUCAGGUUGUCAUCAACUGCGUUUGCGCACCGGACAAGCGCAUGUGCAGCAUUGGCAAAUUUAUUGCAGGCACUCCCCGUCGCCGCCUGCCGCAGCAGACCAAAGCCAGCGAGAGCGUGCUGGCAAAGAUGUGGAAUGUUGUGCAGUCCAAUAAUGGCAUCAAGGUGUUACUGUCUUUACUGACUGUGAAGAUGCCCAUAACAGAUGCAGAUCAGAUCCGAGCUCUGGCUUGUAAGGCUUUGGUGGGUCUGUCUCGCUCCAGCUCUGUCAGACAAAUCAUCAGCAAGCUACCUUUGUUCAGCAGCGGACACAUCCAGCAACUCAUGAAGGAGCCUGUGCUCCAGGACAAGCGCAGCGAACAUGUCAAAUUCUGUAAGUUUGCUGCUGAGCUGAUAGAAAGGAUCUCCGGGAAGCCAUUGCUGAUUGGUACAGAUGUGUCUCUGGCGUGGCUUCAGAGGGCCAGUGUGGUUGCUCAGUCCCGCAUCAGCUUCCCUGAGAAGGAGCUGCUGCUGCUCAUUAGGAACCACCUUUUGGCCAAAGGCCUUCACGACACAGCAACCACACUCACCAAAGAGGCAGACCUCCCCAUGGCAUGUUUGUCACAUUCUUCACAUUCAAAUGCUGCUUUCCCUUCUGUUGCUCCUCCUCCACCGGCCUCUCCCGUUGCUACGUUGCCCCGCACCCCACGGCUGGCCAAUGGUGUUGGGUCAAGACUUGGAAACCAUCCCUCACUUUCAUCAACCCCAGCAUCCAGUCAUCAGCAAACACGUCCCUCCACCUCACAACCAUCUGGGUCUUCUAACGCUUUCCCGUCAACGUCUGUCCCGCACUGUAACAACGGCUCUCCGCUGAUAGGUCGCAUCAUUUUCUCUCGUGAACGGCAAACGGUUUGCAGUACAGUGAGCUGCAAGAAAGCCAGAGUGCUCCGACAGAAGUCUGACCACGGAGCCUUCAGCCAGAGUCCAGCCAUGAAGAAACAGUUUGACAGACACUUGCCUUCUCCCCCUGCAUUGGACAGCAUUAUCACAGAGUAUUUGAGGGAACAACAUGCACGCUGUAAAAACCCUGUUGCUACCUGCCCACCUUUCUCUCUCUUCACCCCUCAUCAAUGUCCCGAACCCAAACAGAGACGCCAGGCACCCAUCAAUUUUACAUCCCGACACACACGGAGAGUCAUAUAUCCAAAGUACGGAGGUGUAGAUGGAGGAUGCUUCGACAGACACCUAAUUUUCAGCAGGUUUCGUCCAAUCUCUGUGUUCAGGGAAGCAGACGAGGAUGAGAGUGGAUUCAUGUGUUGUGCUUUCUCAGCUCGUGAACGUUUCCUGAUGCUCGGGACAUGUACAGGGCAGCUGAAGCUCUACAAUGUGUUUACAGGCCAGGAGGAAGCCAGCUAUAGCUGUCACAGCUCAGCCAUCACUCACCUGGAGCCCUCACGGGAUGGUUCCCUGCUCUUAACAUCAGCCUCAUGGAGUUACCCUCUGUCUGCAUUGUGGGGCAUGAAAUCAGUGUUCAUCAUGAAGCAUUCUUUUUUGGGGGACCAUUAUGUGGAAUUCAGUAAGCUUUCACAAGAUCGUGUCAUCGGGACUAAGGAACAUGUAGCACGUAUCUAUGACAUCCAGACAGGUCAGGUGUCUCUGAUUCUCAACAACCCAGACCUGGCUAACAACUACAAGAGGAACUGUGCCACGUUCAACCCAACAGAUGACCUUGUCCUGAACGAUGGCGUGCUGUGGGAUGUGCGCAUGUCUCAGGCUAUCCACAAGUUUGACAAGUUCAACAUGAAUAUCAGCGGCGUGUUUCAUCCCAAUGGCUUGGAGGUCAUCAUAAACACAGAAAUCUGGGAUCUACGCACCUUCCACCUCCUCCACACGGUUCCUGCCCUGGACCAGUGCAGGAUUGUUUUCAAUAACAGCGGCACAGUCAUCUAUGGAGCAAUGUUGCAAGCUGAUGAUGAAGAUGACAUAAUGGAAAUUCAGAUGAAAAGUCCAUUUGGUUCAUCAUUCAGGACCUUCAAUGCCACAGACUAUAAACCAAUUGCCACAAUUGAUGUGAAGAGAAAUAUAUUUGACCUUUGCACAGAUACAAAAGACUGCUACCUGGCUGUAAUUGAGAACCAAGACUCAGUCAACACUGACACUGUGUGCCGACUCUAUGAAGUUGGUCGGCAAAGACUUGCAGAGGAAGAAGAAGAUGAGGAGGAUCAGGAGGAUGACGAUCAAGAGGAAGACGACGACGACGAUGAUUCCGAUGAGGAUGUUGAUACGGAUCCCCUAAUCGCCGAGCUGGAGAAUGAAAAUGGUGAUGAUGAAGAUGAGGAUGAUGGGAAUGAUGAAUUCUCUCCUUCAGACGAAGAGGUCGCACGGCUUCUGGAAGAUGAUGCUGACGGUGGGGAUGAUGAUGAUGACGACGAUGAUGACGAAGAUGACAAUGAUGAAGAUGACACUGAUAACGAUGAUGUUGAUUUGGAUGGCGACAAUGACAGCUCUGAUAACUCUGACCUGGAGGAUGACAUCAUCCUAUCCCUGAAUGAGUGAGGGGGUCAUUGACAUCCAAGACAAAGAACUCUGCCAACGUGUCAAGACUUGUGCCUCACAGACAUUUGAGCUGUAAAGGGGGUUCAAAGAGAGCGUAAUGUCAGCGGACAAUGCAAAAGAUAACCUGCAUCACUGCCAAUUUGAAACAGUGUGUGUCUUAACACGAGGGAGGGUCAAGAGCAAGGGGGCAAAGGUCAAGAAGAGAAAACUUAAUGCACACAAUCUGACAUAGUAUUGGACAAAAAUGAUUGUAUAUGAUAUAAUUUUUUUAUUUAAAAAAGAAAUGGCCUGAUAACUGAAAUGGGCAGUAUGUAGAUGUGGUAAAACAAACGUUUUAUAUGUUACCACAUUUAUGAUCCUUUUAUUUGAUCCUGAUUGAUUCACUUUGUAAGCCUCUAUUUGGUCACAAGUAAGUCUUUAGAAACAAUAUACUUUGCAAGGUUUUGGGUGUGUAUUUCUGUGGCUGAGGAUACAAUGUUUUUUUUAAGCUUGUACCAGGCUGAAAGUUAACAAAAAGGACUGAAAUAUUGAAUUAGGCAGCUAAAAUAAUGUACAAACACAUUGUUCAUUCAUCAAAAGUCAAAGCCCCUGUUCAUUUCUCUUUUUUUGUGAUGACCAAAAGGCGACACAAAGCAGAGCUAAAUGUGAACAUCACCUCCUGAUUUCAUAGUGUAAAUAGACAAUUAAACCGGUUUGGUGCUCUAGCUAGUGUGGACAUGUGUGUUGACUCAGCACAACAGACUGAGAAGCCUCUACAAGUCCUUGCAAAGGCGUUAUUUUGGCUUCAGUCACACAACACUUUGGGUUCGUGGAUUCUUUUAGGGUUUUGUGUUGAACAGCGCACGUCGUAUCAUUCAGUGAAAGUUGAGCUGAGAUUAAUGUCUGAACAUUCAGCAUUUAUCACAGUCACUUUCAUUAGAGGACCGAUGUGAGAAAGUUAGAUUCAUCUUUGUAAUUUUUGAAACAUUGAAUAUGUAAAAUUUAGCAGUAUUUCAGGUAUGUUUCUCUGACAGAAAAAUUAAGACCAUUAUUAUGGUGAAAACAGAUGCCUGACAAGUGCACACUUUUAUUUUUACACAGUGCAAACAUGUAAACAUUUCCCUUUUUUUUUUAAAUUUCUUUUCUUUUUGAAUCUAAAAUUGUACUUGUUUUCGUUUGAGCGACUUGAGUUUCUUGAAAAAGUUUAUGUACAGGAUCUAUGUAUAUAAAGUAUUUUUAAUAUGAAUAAAGUCAGUAAAUUUGU
Messenger RNA from Cololabis saira (Pacific saury), 6411 nucleotides. Its product is annotated as DDB1- and CUL4-associated factor 1-like. The transcript has 25 exons. Gene Ontology annotation, molecular function: nuclear estrogen receptor binding; histone H2AT120 kinase activity. Bases 504 to 5168 code for a protein of 1554 amino acids. Gene Ontology annotation, cellular component: nucleus; Cul4-RING E3 ubiquitin ligase complex. Gene Ontology annotation, biological process: protein ubiquitination. NCBI's taxonomy places the organism in Eukaryota, Metazoa, Chordata, Actinopteri, Beloniformes, Belonidae. The record is from RefSeq and is a predicted model, not a curated record.